Messenger RNA from Hermetia illucens (black soldier fly), 15515 nucleotides. It is a transcript of the gene skd, whose product is annotated as mediator of RNA polymerase II transcription subunit 13. The transcript is spliced from 15 exons. Gene Ontology annotation, molecular function: transcription coregulator activity. Lineage: Eukaryota; Metazoa; Arthropoda; Insecta; Diptera; Stratiomyidae. Gene Ontology annotation, biological process: regulation of transcription by RNA polymerase II. Gene Ontology annotation, cellular component: mediator complex. The coding region runs from base 1808 to 8710 and encodes 2300 amino acids. The record is from RefSeq and is a predicted model, not a curated record.
ACGGACGGAUAUCAAUUUCGCGUCUGUGUGGGUCUGGUAGACUCAAAGUAAAAGGUGUUCUUCGAUCGGUUCGGUUUUGUGAACAGUUUCUUCGCUGGGUCGAGUAUUCGUCUGCAGAAUAAAAUUAAGUGUUUCCUUACUAAUGUGAGCGAUGGGUAAUUUUCCUUGGGUAGCAAAAUCGUGUUAGAAAUGCCCAGAAACAUUGUUGAAACGUUCAAGGUAAAUCACGGCUUCGAGGAAAUUCUCAUCUGGUAAUACGUGGGUUCACGGCGGCGGGUUACGAACGCUAGGAAGAGACGGAAAAUUUCCUAUGUCGAAGAUCCACCGGUCGCGAGAAUGAGUACAAGGGCAAGUUAUAUGCAGCGGGCUUGUGCGUAAAUCGACUAGAAUCCAGAUUCCGGUGACUUUUGUGGCAAAUUAUGAAUAAUCUUAGCUAACAUAAUUCGAGAACAACCAAUUUGUCGCACAAAAUAUCUGUAGAAUCGGGGAUUUCUCGUGAGUGUUGCUGUCUAGCUCUGUUUGCCGUCGAGUGAAGGAGAGAGUCGAGUGUGAUAGGAGACGGUUGAGAGUGUGGGUACGUGGACAGGCAGAAAAGUUGGCAGUAGUGGUGUAUUUUAGCAUUUUACUUUGGGCUUCUCCUGUGAGUGACUUCAAUUCUACGCCGCCAUUUUGCUCAUAGUCGCCAACAUAACACCGUUGAGACCUGUCGUCGCUGUAACUUUCCAAUAUUUGCUCGGUUUCCGCGAUAGUGCUUUCUAAAAAAUUUGAAAAGUGAAGGAUUUGUUCCAACAAGAUGUAGAGACACUUCGCAGGACCCGAUCUGUGAAGAAAACGCGUUCAGACCGGACAAACUCGGAAUAUACGAUUUCCUCUGCAUUCGUUCGGGUUCUAGUUAAUCGUUUUUGCAGCCACCUUCGUGGCACUUCGUCAGCUCUCGUUAUUCGGCAGUCGUUCCUGCCUUGUCCGCAGGAGAGGAAAAUAUUGGCCCAAGUGCAAGGAAAUGAGGGAAUAUUCCGAAAAAUUGGCAUCAUGAAAAAAGAAUGAAAGGGACAUUGACUGCGACUGCGGGGCCAGAUUUUCGGUUUUUGGUUCGAUCCUGGUUUUGGUCGUGUCGCAAAGUUCGGAUCGAGUCUGUCGCGCAGAACUCGUCGGAAGCGUUCACGGUUGCUGUUCGAUUCCGUGGAAAGUAAUUAGCAAUCGAGAAAGGCCGGCACGUCGAACGCCGUGAGGAACGGAGGACAGUUUUCGGAAUUGCGGGAGAUUCGCAGAAGAAAGUAUUUUCAUCGCAAUUCACAUAUCAAAGAUCAUUGUUGGUCAGAAGCAAAAACACAAGAAAUCGAAGGAGAUAGGAGUUAAGGAGGAAGAGAGAGGCGAGUGGAAGGAAGACGUGAUCCGCUGGGGAGUGUGUGUAACUGGUCGGCACGCGUAAAUUGACAGUGUGCGUUUUGUGAUUUCUCUUCGCCCAUGGCUUUUCGUGUGCAGUGAGCAUGUGUUGGUGUACCUUGUCGCGCUCCAUUCGGUUCGGUUUCUCUGCGUGAAAAAGAGUUUAACAAAAGUGAUUCAAUUUAAAUAGUUUUCAGUGUUUUCGGGGGAAAUUGGGUUAUACGUUACACUAGCAAAAUUAUCUGCCGAAAUAAUUGCUGGCUCUCGUCUUUCCUCCGGUGGCAAGUAGAAUGAAGUAACGUCAUACGGUAAAAGGCUGCGAACAGCACAGCAAGGAAUUAAAAAGUCGAAUCGCAAAUAGUAAAUUGAAUGGAGAAAUGAAAAUGUGGUGUUUAUUGUUUACUAAAUGUAGGAAAAUUCAACUAUGACGCACCAGAAUCAUCAAACAAACGGCGCAAGUUUGGAGGAUUGCCAUACAAACUUUUUCGCCUUGACUGAUUUGUGCGGCAUCAAAUGGCGUAAAUUUUUAUUUGGAGAACGGCCAAACGCUAGUGGUGAACCACUGGACGAUCCGAUUCUCCAAUCGUAUACACAGUGUCUGUCAAAAGACAUUUUGUGUGUCUGGCGACGUGUUGCAGCACCAAAACAAGAUCCUGAUCCCAAUGCAACAAUACCAUUUGAUAUUGUAUCAACUCAUACCCAUCCUCCACUAGCCCUAACAGCGGCGAAAGAGCUAUGGAUUUUUUGGUAUGGAGACGAACCAAAUUUUCAGGAUUUGGUUGAUCCUCGAUUAAUUGAAUCAUCAGAUGCGAAUGCACAAGGAGCUUGGGAAUCGGGUCUGUCCUAUGAAUGUCGAUCAUUACUAUUCAAAGCGUUACAUAAUCUUAUUGAAAGAUGCCUUUUAUCGAGAGAUAUUGUCCGCCUUGGAAAAUGGUUUGUACAACCAUGUUCGUCAAAAGAUCAACUGUUUGGAAAAAGUUCACAUCAUCUAUCAUUUUCCUUUGCAUUUUUCGUCCAUGGCGAAAGCACGGUGUGCGCAUCGAUGGACUUGCGGGAACAUCCUGCCGUACGACCUCUUUCUCCAGAAUAUUUGGCGGAAGCAGCUGCGGCAGCUCAGGGUAGCGGCGAUGUACGCUUAAAACCUGUAAUACUUGCACCCUUUGGUUUGGCAGCAACUCUGACGGGCAAUAGCUUCAAGUCUUCAGAUCCGGCUACUGAUAAACUUCUAAGGGAUUGGUGUUGCUUUUAUCCCUUGUGCAAUAAAGAAAAUGCGGACCUGCCUCAAAUGGUUGAAAUCAUUACAGGUGGAGUGAAGAUGAGGUACCCCUCGAAAUACGUACUGACAACAGAAUUGGAUAAUGUUGAUUGUUCACCAAAAGAAGAGUCAAAAGCUUCGCCGCCACCGCAACAACAAAUUCUUAAACCACCAUCGUCAGAAAAUUAUUUAAUACAGCAGCAGCAGCAACAACGUCAGCAACUCCCAUUACCUUAUAUACAUUCUCCACCUCCCGCUGCAACUUUACUGCCAGAAAGUGUUUGGCAGGAUUGUAUAACAAAUCCUGCUACAGCUUCUGCCAACUGUAACUUGGGACAAUCCGGAUCACUGGUAAAUAAUGGCGGCAGUAUUAGCAAUAGUUCCAACAACAACAAUAUUUGGAAUUUUUUCGAUCCUACACAGAAGACAACAUGUUCCUGUACGAAGUGUAGAAAAUCGAAUGGAGGAAACCGUGCGAGUUCCAGCUGUGGAAUUACGUCAUCAUCGGCAAGCAGUGGCAGUAGCAAAUCUGGUGGCGCCAGCAGCAGCCGCGCUGAGAAGACUUCUUCUCGAGCUAAUCGAGUGCCGUUUCAUAGGCGACAGCUACCAAGCUUGGCCAGUCAACCGCCACAGAAUCACUCCCAAAGCAGAUCUACUGCUAUUUCAUCGUUCUCGUCUUCAUCUUCGAAAAUUUCUGAAAAAGAUAGUGUUGACACUAAAGGACAACUACAAUCUGACGUUGGUAUCUCCCAAGAUAUGGGUGGCAAUCCAUCAACUGGCGAUAGUAUUGGCGCUUCUUUUGACACCUUUUCCCAUCAAAGACCAAGUAAUCUCGGGACGCCACAAGGUGGCGGGGCUUCUACAUAUUCUCGAAACCCACACUCUAUAGGAGACUCAAUGGCUGUACCUUCUGUUGGUUCGCCUAGCAGUGCUGGGCCGUCGCCGCAUCCAAACUCUACAUUAUCACAACCGACAUCUGUACCACCCACCGACCAGCUUUUAGCUGCGUCGCCUCGGCCCCCAACGUCGGUUCCAACAAUCCAACCUUUGACACCAAUUGAUCAUUUAGACAAAAAUACUCCUGCUCCAACUCCGACUGAUCAGCAUGACAACAAAAGUGUAACGGCAUCCCCGUACAUACAGCAGAAUCCGAGUGUGGAGCCCCCUCAGUCGGCAGAAGGAAUCUCUUGUCCGGAUAGUGUGGGGCCUGUGAAGAAAGUUGAGCCCACCUCGGUAGCAAGCAGUGGAAAUGACCAUCGACCUAACAACGGGAUGGGCACUAUGGCGAAUAACACGGCGGCUAUGAACAAUUUUAUGGCAUUAUUAAAAAGACCAAGGCUACAAAUUAAUGAAUACGAAAAUUGUGCCGAUGAAGAGACCACCUCACACCCUUUACUAUACAACUUCUCAAAAAUGGAAGCCUGGAUGAAUCUCCUGGUUAAAAAUUUAAAGCCGAAUGACAAAACACAAGAAUUGCCACAUUGGAAUCGGAAGCGGCGGUUAAAAGAGAUGUAUGAGCAACAGCCUCAUGCAAGUUCGCCUAUGUUUUCUCCGUCCUCCUUGCUAUUUGGCGGAACUUCAGCUGCUGGAAAUGAAGCAGCCUUAAAGGAUCACAUCGCAGAUGCAUUUGGUUCGGUGAAAUCAGAGGACACUUGCAUGUUACAAGCUCAUGAAAUCAAAAAGGAAGUUGAAGAAAUUAAAGACAAAGAUGGUCAUGACAACUUAUUCACAAGUGCAGGCCUGCAAGUUACCUGCGAGAUACCAGAUCAGAUUUUUGACAAUUCUGACGAUAACUCAACCGAUGACGCUUUGCAAGUCCAGACGCCACCAGGAUCCAACAAAUCAAGCGGCUGUGGUAUGGAGGAACUUAAAAAACCCCUUUGUACGAAUAAUUCUAGUAUGGGUAUCUUACGACCAGAAGAAUUAUCUCACAUGUUUCCAACGCCACCAAGUCAUGAACAUCAUCCGAACUCUAGCCCAUGCAGUGGAGGGAUGACUGAUAUUCCAAUGAACGAUAUGCUAGAAACGAGAGUAAAGCAAGAAAUUUACGUGGAUUUUGGAAGUCCUCCGGGAGAGCCUAUAAAGGAUUGGUCUUAUGUGUUUAUACCUCCGGUGACCUACACCUUGGCCAGUUCUUCAAAAUACGCCCCUCUAACAAAUCUACCAAGUCAGUCGAUGCCUCCGAUUACGAUCCCGCCGAAUACAAUAUAUAAACCAACAGCCAGGCAACAACCGCCCCCGAGGCAACAGCAGCAAGAUCAACCUAUCCAGCAAAUGCAAAUGCAGCAGCAACAUCACCAGCAUCUCAAUAUUCCUCCUAACAACGUAGGGGCUAUGAUUUCUAGUGGAAACAAUCCAAAUAAUUUGGGGCUUGGAAUGAUUGAACGCGAGAAGCAACUGCCACCUAUGUUCAGUGGAAAUCCGUUGCCACGGCCCCCCUCGGCAUCUCUGCUCAACUAUGGAGGACCGCAAGCAAUGCUCCAGCAGCAGAUGGCCACGCGCACUACCAUAUCACCGAUUUCUCCGGCAACAGGACAACAAAUGUCUGCGUUUCCUGGUGGUAGCCCACUAAGUCAUUCAUACAGACGUACGCCUGUCCAGCCGCCACCGCCGCCUUACGAAUUGGCAGUGUCAAGUCCUGACACAUCCACUUCUUCAUACUUGAAUAAGCAAUUUAAUUCACAAGAGCCGCCAACGCCUUCUUCAACCACAACACGGGCGCCAGAGGCGAACUCAUUGCUAGUCAAUGUUUUACUAUAUGAUACUGAGCUGAACAUUUUCCGAGACCACAAUUUCGAUAGUUGUACAUUAUGCGUUUGUAAUGCAGAUGCCCAGAAAUGCGUUGGUAAUAUUAGAGGCGCCGACUCUGGUCUGUACGUCUCAUUGCCAGGCACGAGCUUCAAUCCUGCCGUAAGUAAUGGUGUUGUACCUCCGGGCUUGCAUCAACAAAAUGCUAUGAGCGCAGGCGGAAACAGCAGCAUGCGGAGUUUAAGUGCCUUUGGAGGGAUUGAUUCACCAUCUGCCGUUGGAAGUGGAGCAAUAGGAAACCAACAUCAAACCGGCUAUGUUGAUGAAGAUCCUAUAACCUGCCGGUGUGGUUUCAGUGCGGUUGUUAAUCGGAGGCUAGCGCAUCGUUCAGGUUUGUUCUAUGAGGAUGAAAUGGAAAUCACAGGAAUGGCUGAAGAUCCUGGCUUCUAUAAGAAGAAAUCGAUUCUUUCUGUUCUACUGCAUACGGGCUGUAUAAACAGCGAUGAGAAUUCUAAUUCAAAUGAUAGCGCAAUUGCUCAACGAGUGAUGGAUUUGUUGCGGGAUCAAUGUACAAUUAUACAAUCCUCUAGUAGUUCAAUUCAACGUACAAUCACACGAUAUAAGCGGCGAACAGCAACAUCGGAAUUAAUUCGCAAGUUGAACAUACUCGAAUUUGCUGAUGCGAAUGAUGUUACCUGUCUAGCUAUCGAGCAAGGGCGAAUAGCGUAUGAGUCUUCUAUGGGCUUGAAUAAUCGAAUGGAUGUAGAAGCAUAUCGAGUACAAAAAAAUAAUAUAAGUGUACAUAAGUGGCCGUAUAUGAUGGCUGACGGAACGCGCAAUAAUCAGGACAUCAUCCGAAUGAUGAAUUCUAUGCAACCACUGCUGCAGAAUGCUUUCCACAGUAAAAACCGGAAACGUUGGGAAGCAACAUAUGUUGUGAAAGGGCCUCUCACUUGGCGUCAGUUUCAUAUGCUGGCAGGUCGUGGUGUGGGUCAGUGUGAACCGCAGCCAAUUCCGUCUUUGAUUGUUGGACAUGAGAAGGAUUGGUUGUCAGUUGCACCCUAUGCUAUUCAGUACUGGGAUAAACUGAUGUUGGAACCAUUUGCAUAUCCUAGAGAUGUAGUUUAUCUGGUAGUGAGUCCAGAGGAUGAUUAUGUUGUCUCCAGGGUUCGUGGUUUCUUCAAAGAAUUGAGCACAACCUACGAAAUGUGCAAAUUAGGACGACAUACCCCAAUUAAAGGAUGGGACGGAAUAUUGCAAGUGGGAUGUCGAAAUAAUCGCGAUUCAUCAGCUGGUAAUGAACAUUCUGUUUCAUCGGACGAAAACUCUCAAAAUUCCGGAUCUGAAAGCAAAUUUAUAGAACAAUUAAAGUUAUAUGUGAAUGCAUUUCAAAAUAUGUUGGUGCCUUACUUGUCACGAAUACCAGGUGAUCGAAGUCUUCUUGAUCCACCGAAGGAUUUAAAUUCGAAUUUGUCGAAAGAUCGUCCAUUACCCAGUCCUAUGCCACCACCAAACACUCCCGACUCGCAAUCACAAUGCAGUGAUAAGGCACCCAGUACUCCGAAAUGUGAUAAUGAAACAGAAACGCAGCGUGACAAUCUCAGCACAUCUACACCUGCGAACGCGACUGUGCUGGACCCUCUGAGCGGUCACGACGAUGAUGUGAAUCCACCAGUUAUUGUUAUAUAUGUCAUCGACCCCUUCACGAUAGGUUCGGAUUCGCACGAUCUACAAAGGGCUUCUUGUUUGUCCUUGCUAAAGAGCUACUCUGAAUUACUAGCAACAGUUCCAGAGGCGAUCCGAAGCAAUAUUAAUUUCCAGAUUAUAUCAUUAGAAUCGGUUUUGGAGUUGGGACGCAAUCGUAGCAGAUUAAGAUCUAGCGAUGAGAUGAAAGCCCUUUCAUUGAGUGUGUUUUCGCAAAGCCGUCGUUAUCUUGCGCAUUCAGCCAAAGUGAAAAGUCUGACGGGAUUUGGUACAGCUGCAAAUAUGGAACUAUUUCUCAAAAGCAAGGAUGAGAAGAAUCGAGCGGCGUACAAGAUGUACACACCACCGUAUAUCUUGGCCCCCAUCCAUGAAAAAUCGGAUAAAACUGACACUUUCCGCCUGAAAAAUAUUGACCAACAAUACUCAGUUAUGUAUUGUAAUUAUUGCUUGUCGGAAGACCAGAGUUGGUUACUCGCAUCAGCAACAGACGAGCGUGGCGAGUUAAUGGAAACCAUUACGAUCAAUAUAGACAUUCCUAAUAUACGUAGACGCCGCCAUGCGCCUGCUCGACGAUUAGGGCUGAGAAAGUUAAUGGAUUUCAUUUUGGGGAUAAUAUCUCGAACUAUGCAACCUUGGCGUCUGGUAAUUGGGCGCAUCGGAAGAAUAGGUCACGGUGAAUUAAAGUCAUGGAGUUGGCUCUUGAGUAAGCAGAACCUUCAGAAAGUUUCAAAAGAACUGAAGGACAUUUGCAAGCAAUGUUCGAUUUUAUCGCCUCAUCAGGUGCCAAGUAUUUUGAGCGCUUGCCUGGUUACCCUAGAACCAGAUUCAAACUUCCGAGUUAUGCCAGAUCAGUUUACACCAGAUGAACGCUUCAGUCAAAUUUCCAUGCAAAACCCGCUAUCGACUCCGCAGGAUGUAACAUGCACACACAUAUUGGUGUUUCCGACCAGUGCUGUGAGUCAGUCUUAUCAACGAGCUUUCAAUGAAACACAUAUAAAUGGUCUGGAAAAUGAUGAUAUGAUAUUCGAUUUUGGCGAGGAAGAUGAACAAAUUGGCGAUGUAAAUUCAAUGGGUGACAUUUUCGAUUGGGAAGAACCAAUGCAACAAAGUCCGGAACGAAAUUCAAAUCAUGGCAGCCCUGGGUGCAUGGAAGAUAAUCGCAGUCGGCAAAGUCCCGGAACUGGAGGAAAUGCUUUCAAUUCGUUGAGAAAUAUGCAUGAUGCACAAGACAUUGAAGAGGUCGGAACAGUGCUCCAACAGCCUUUGGCGUUAGGCUACUUAGUGUCAACAGCACCAACUGGUCCCAUGCCUCCUUGGUUUUGGUCAUCGUGCCCUCACAUGGAAAAUGUUUGUCCAGUAUUUCUGAAAACAGCAUUACAUCUGCACGUAUCUGCAAUACAACAGUCAAGUGAUGACCCGCUAAUUCAAAAUCACUCAUCAGCUACCGAUCAUCCGCUCGACUCGAGUUUCACUGCCGAUGUCCUUAGGUACGUUUUGGAAGGUUAUAAUGUUCUUUCGUGGUUAGCCAUGGACUCAAACACACACGACCGCCUUUCAUGUUUGCCUAUAAAUGUACAAGUACUGAUGCAAUUGUAUCAUAUGGCGGCGUCAAUGGCGUAAGGGUUAUGUUGAGAUGGUUGCGUUGAGAGGGGUAUAACGUGUUCUGGUAUUUAGAAGGAAUACUAAAAUCAAGGUGGAUUCAAUUUUAAUACCUAGUUACUGAAUACAACAAACGAGGGCUCUGUUAAGACCUCUUUUCAUAAUGUCUGUGAUAUUAGAUGCUAUUUUAAUAGGUAUAAUAUUUAAGUCGCCCCGUAGACAGGAAGUAAGCAAAAUUUGUAUUUUAUACACACCAAGCAAGCAUGGAAAAGAAACAAAUUUUUACGCAGACAGCAAUUUACUUUGAAUUCAGAUAUAAGUGUAUAUUUUUAGAUGAUAACAUAGGAAAAUAUGAUUAUCACAAUGACCAACUAGAGGAUUGAAGGUAAUAGAAGAUUGAAUCAUAGUUUCUCAAUAGUGAUAAGUAGGAAAUCCCUCGAGCAAUAUAGGGGUCGAUUAUUAUGUCUUUCACACAUGCGUACAAAGUCAGUGUACGCAUAUAGCCGAGAAAUCUUUAAUUUGGGUAGUAGUUGGUCUAUUUGAAAACACUUCACAUCUCGCUUUCCGGAUUUUGUACAAGUGAGCACAUUUUCCGUUACGUCUAUUCGUUCCAGUCUUCAUUAAUAUGCGUCUUCUGGUACUUGCAGGUUAUCAAUUGAACAAAGUACUAUAAUAAAGAUUAUCUUCCAAAAUUUCAAAUAUAAAAUUCAGUUCAGCUAAAUAUCUCGUCAGUCUUCCCAAUAAGUCUCCCUCCGAUAUCACAGUUCUUAUUUUGCGUUUUGGUAGCCAGUGCCUUUCUAGUGACUCACUCUAUGCUUCAAAUAUCGUCGAUCGUCUAUACUGGAUUAUAUUCCAGGGUGUUUUGAAUGACGAGAAUUAGCUCCGAAAGCUCACAACCAUGAUGAUGAUUUCUGGGUCAAGAAUAUUGAAUCCUUGUUUUACAGGAAGGCUAUAGUAGUUUUUCUAGUAAAACGUACAAUUUAUCCCGUCUUUGUUACGUCACAUGAUAACCAAAUACUAUCCCUUAAGAAUAUUGAUAUAUUUUUUCGGAUUCUACUUCUGUUACUGCAAUCCUGCUUUAUGUUUAAUUGAUUAAUAUCUAACGAUACCGUGCGUAUUGAUCGAUUAAGGAAAAGGCAAUUUUUGAUCAGCGGCCACGGGCUUUGCUCCACAGUUGGUUAAAUCCGAAAAUGAAUCUACCGCACGUAAAAUGCAUUAUAAUUCUGCGAAAGAAGCAAACCUUUAGUGAAAAAAAGCCAAAGGAGACCAAUAAUUGAGUCAUGAUUUUCCAGGGAUUUAUUACUUUCAGCAAAUCGGCUACAAAAACAGUUCAAUCGUAAAAUUUGUUUUUAGGGGUUUUCUAAUCAUUUAAUGCUAGGUUACCACAUAAAGAGACAGUAAUCAAAAAUGAGAUUCUCGUUGUAUUUUGUUUAGUUUCUUUCGAUAAUUAUUUUCGUUUAGCUCAAUGUAUAAAUACAAAAUUUUACAAAAAAAGCAAAUAAAAAGUAGACGUUAUAGACAGACGGGAGAAGACGAGUCUUGUAAUACAAUUUUUACAAAUAUAUUUUAAAGCUAGAUAAUUGAUAUAUAUAUGUUUAAGUGUGUAUAUAUAUACCAUAGGCCGUAAUAGCUUAACAUCCAAAAACCCACAACUAAUCUAAGAUAUGACAAAAUAGACAUAAGUCAACGCUAAUUCGUUUAAUAUGAAUUAAAUUAUUCAAAUGCAAAAGAAACAAUGUACGCAAAAGGAACUUAAUUUAUAUUUGCAAGUUUACAUUUAGUGAAAGUUUGAAUAGAGGAAAUAGUGAUAAGAUUUAAAGCAAAAGUAUAUUUUAUAUAAAUAGUGAAAUAGAUUUAUUAUAUACUACAGGCAUUGUAAAUGAUUCUAUUGACAAUUACUGCAAUACAAAUAAGUCUUAAAGUACAGAAAUAAUUUAUAAGUAAAGUAUAAACCAUUAAAAAUCAAUAAUUGCAUAUAGUUCAAUUAUGAUAAACAAAUUACUACAUUUUACAUAUGAUUUUCGAAGUGUUUGUGCAUUAGAUUUUUAUGUGAAGAUGUUAUGUUCGUACGUAUACAACUUGAUAACGCUACAUUCAGAAUUAACUUAUGUAAUUGAGUAUUUCAGUUAGGGAAACUACAGAAGCAGAUUGAAUAUUUAUCAGUACUCCACUGACCAUCAAUAAAGAAACAAAUUAAUGUUAAGUUUAUUUAAAAUUUCGUAAGUGUCGAGUUAAUGAAAUGUCUAAAAACAUUUUUUAAUCUAUCGUAUAAAAUAUAGCGCUUUUAGGUGUGUACAUAUGAUGAUGUAGCGUACAUUUAUAAAGCAGUAUAAUAGGGCAAAGUAGAGAAAUUGAAAUGGAAAUGUCAUGGAAGUGAAGGAAUGACAUGACACGCAAAUAUACACUACACACACAGAAACAAGUCGAACACUAAGGAAACAAUGAAAUGAUUGGUUUUGCGUGCGUAGAAUAGCAAUUACUUCAAUUGUUGUACACAAUUCUUCUGGGAAUGAUUCAAUCUGUUUUGCUAAGUGCAAACAAAUCAUUUCAAACAAUUAAAGUCAAGUUUGGCUUGUUGCACCAGACGACGCAGUUAUAUUUCUAAUGCAUAUUUAUUUUAUUAUUUUCGAUUAAUUUAUAUUAGAUGAAAUAGAAAGUAAAAAAAUUGAAAAUUUUUCGAUGUACAAAAUGUAUACAUAGUUUAAUUUUAAUAUGCCGUUUUAAGUGGAACAUUGCCGAUGUUCUUUUUCUUAUGAGUAUCAAAAUAAAAAGUAUGGUUUUUGAUCAAUGAUAUGUUCUAUACUAACAAGGGACAACUAUGUAUUUAAUGGUCGCAGGAUGUUGCCUAGCUAUGCAAACACCAUAGAGGAUCAUGGGCACAGUUGUUAAAAAUUAUUAAAGUAAUAAAAAAGAAAAAUAUUUUUUAAAUAGAAAAUUAACCAUAGUGUGUUUAUUUUUAGUUUUUCAUCUGUACCUCUCAUUUUUCGUUAGACAAAACUCUCGGAAACAAUGUCCUCUUGAUUAUAGUUUUUUUUAAAGAUAAUUUCGAAUCGUAGUGAAGAACUCUGGGGAGACAUAUCUUACAAAAUCAUGAAACGACGGCCAAGCUUGACUAUGUGUUUUAUUGGGUGUUUGUUAUGCAAAGUGGAUACAGCGUAUUCUAGCAAAUUAGUUUCACCAAUAGUUUGCCAAGACGGGAAUUUAAAGACUUAAGUGGAAAUGAUUUUUGUGAACUAGGGGCCUUUGAGCAAAUGGGUACUUUCAAAUUGUUCCAUUGAAAUAGUUAUUCUCUAAAAAUUAAAAAAAUAAAUAAUUAUUCGUUUUUUUUCAUCACAAUCUUGCCAGAUGUCGGAUUUUACCUAUUGUGAACACCAAGUGCCAAGCAAUUAGACUUCAACGAUUCUAUCUAUUCUAAAAACAGAACUUUUGUCGUGUAGCCGCCGGUAUGCUAUUGAAAAGGCUCCCUGAUAAUCCUUGUAACUUUGAGCGCGUAUGCAGAAUGCUGUACUUUUGCUUGGUUUGAAUCAAGAAAAUAUUAUGAGAACUACAGCUUCAAAUUUCUUUGAUUUUGCAGGCCAGUGGCUCUCCCCAAUUCCGACUCAAACUUUCUAUUAUAAAGAAUAGUAAAUUCAACAAUAUAUUUAAGGUGGUAUAUAGCGAACAGUUGAGACUUGCUGGGUAUAACAUGCCGUGAACGAAACUAGGAAUAUUGUCUAAAAUUAUAUAAAUGUUUUGAUUUUCGAAAAAAAAUCUAUUUUAUAAACUGAGACAAUUUCAAAGGAGAAGGCAUUUAUUCAUGUAACGGCCUUCAGUAAGCCUAAGAGUGAAAAAUUGAAAUUAAAGUUCACUAAUUACCACGUUAUUAAAUUCAUUCUAAGCUUAAAUUCAAUGAGUACAGUAAUUCUUAGAUGAUACUAUAUCACUGGAACAUAUACAUAUCCUGCAUACUGACAAGUCUACUUUGAGAACCCUGGGUAGUACCUGUAUCUUGAAGAUCUAAAUUUGUUUUUCGCUCGUCUUUAGAUUUUCAUUUUUGCCUUGAAUACUUAUGAGUUUUGUUAGCGUCUCUCUCAACUUGAAAAUCCAUGUAAAAUUAAUAAACCUACAUAAAUAUACGCGUGAUAUAGCACCUGGCAUUUACUAUCUUAUUUCAACGUACGCUAUUUUUCGUCAACUGGAUUCUAUAUUUUCCUCUUUGGCUUUACUGUUAGUGUUUUUGUGAAAUAAAUUUUUAUUUCUGUGGUUGUAUAGAGAGUACUGAAGACAUUUGAGGGACCAGAACAAAAAAAUAAUGUAUCUCAGAAUUGGCCAUAAAUACCAAUUAUUAACAAUUUAUGUAAAAGGCAAAAAAAAAAACAGAUUACUAAGCGAAAUGUUUUAUUAAUAGUGCUGUGAAUAACCGCUUUUCUCACCCCCUAACUUCCCUCACAUCUCUUUUAGCGUCAACACCAUAUAAUAAUAAUCGUUGGCGCAACAAUCCAUAUUGGAUCAGGGCCUUGAAGUAUGUUAGAUCACUUCAUUCAAGACGGUAACGGUACACUGUAGGAGGCAAUGUGGUCAGCAUAGCGCUCGUCAACACCAUGGUUACACUUUAUAUACGUCCAAGCAUACUCAAAUGAUCUUUAGGUUCGGGCUCAGUGGAGGUUAAUCUAGUACUUGACUUCCAACUUCAUAUUCAAAAUUUCCCGUAACUCUCCCUUUGGUGCAAGGUGCAUUUUCCUAUGGAAAGGCCCAUGUAUCUGUGUUACGUUGUCGUUAGUUAGAGAAACUAAAUCUACCGUUCCAUGAAAUGACCUAUGCCCAUAAUAUCACUGAAUCGUCAUCAUGUUUUCGUGUUUUUCCGCAAUUCAAGAUGCAGUAGUAUGUAUUGUUUUCCAUGUGUAUGAGCAACCUUACACAAUGAGUUCAUUGUCUGAUAGUGCAAAUGCAAUGGCUGAUGGGCUGAUGAGCCAGUCUGACGAAAAUUAUUCAAAACUUCAAAUAGAAUCUGUCAGUCUGCUGUGGUGCGGUUGACUGAUUGCAGAUUGAAUUGAUGCUAGACUGAUAGUAAACCGAUAGUAUAGAGUUGCUCUAUAGAAGACGUAACCACAAAAUUGCUUUUCAAAACGUCGAAAGCUUUGAGGUCUUACAGUUUAGGAACGAGAACGAUAUUUUUUAUUUACGGCCGGAUAACUUACGUUUUCAAUAAGAUUUAUACUAUUGUCCACACUUGCAGGUAAUGUAAUAGCAUCGGCUUCCGUGGAGAUACUUGAAUUUUGCCCUGACUUAAUUCCCAAUGAUUCAAUACUACCCCAAUGAUGUGAGUUGUCGCUUGCCUGAUCUUGUUCCAUUUAGUUCCUUUUUUCCAAUACUAUAAACAUUGUAUAGUAAACUCCGUGUUUUUUGCUAGCUACAAAAUGGAAAUCCAACAGAAGAACGGUUUUCGAUACGUAGUUUUUUUGUUUCUACCAUUUUAAAUUGAUAGUAUAACAAAAUUACUUAUAAAGGGUUGAUGGAAACGCAUAACGAAUUUUAAGUUAAGUUUAAGUUUUUUACUCUGUUGAAAUAAUUAUGGCCUACGUUUCAACAUUGUCGCCAGUCAAUUAAGUGGCAAUUAGGGACAACCACGGGGAGCACGAAAACUAAUAGUAAAGCCAAAUGACCGUCUGACUGUUCAAAAAUAGCGUAUGCUGACCAAGGCAUUUGGCAUAUCUUAUGAUUUGUAAACAAAAUUAUGAAAGCCAGAUUUGAGUUUCAUCCAUUGUUUUGAAAAUUUUUGCUUUUUUAGCUUUAGAGCAUGAUCGAAAAUGUUGAUUUCUUUCUUUUAUGGUUGGUCGUCUGGCUGGUGCAGUGUUUUCUGUUAUUUAAAGGGAAAAAGGCCUUUCUAACAUAAAUAGUGGGAAAGGUCAAAUUAAUGAACUAUAUUAUAAUGGCGAAAUCUAUACAUUAACUUCAACCAACGUGGCGCUGGUGUCUAAAUUUGAUUCACUGUUUCAAGUAACGGCUUGUUAUUAAAGUAUCGGAGAUUACCGCAGUCUUUUUUUCGAGAUGAAAAAAACAAAAUUAUUUAGCACGUGAAGCUAAAGAAGAAUUAGUGUUAUAGCCAAUAAGACACAAAUUGUUUGAACUUCGAUAUUGCUAUUUAUUGUUACUGCGAAUAGGAAGUCAUUCUGAAUGUAUUACUUGUUUGUGAAGAAUGGGAAAAGAGAUGUUUGAUAUUCGGUUUAUUACAAGAAUAGGAUGCAUUGUCACGAUACUGAAUUUAGACCUUUAUUGCAAUAUUUAUUACAUGACUAAUUUAUUAAAAGUGUGAACUGUAAAAAACGAGAGAAAUCUGAAAAAAAAAAACAAAUUCUAUAUUAAAAGCGUGAUUAGGAUUAAAGUGAGACGAAAACUUUAUACAAUUACUGUAGGGGCGAAUUGAAUAUAGUGUAAACAUUUUUUCGGAGUAAGUACAUUUAUCUAUUAAUAUUAGUGAAUGAAGACAAGUAAUAGCAUUUUGCAGAUAAGUUAUCAACCAUGAUCAAAUCUAAUCUAAGUUCCAACAAAGGUUAAAUUAUUAUUUAGAUGAAGACUAUUUCCAAAUCAAUUCGAAUUGAAUUGAAUGUGUAGAAUAAAGAGAUGAGAAAAUAAUACAUUUCAGUGACCAGGAGAAAACAGGAGGGAUAAAUAAACGAAAAUACAAAGUAGAAUCAUGGGAAUCUAUUAAAUUGAUCACUUUAAUAUAAUGAAAAAUUAUACAAAAAUAGGCCAAAUUGUAAUAUAAACUAAUAUCAUGUAAUGAGGAAAAUAAGAACAAAAGAUGUAUGAAAUUAAAGCGAAGCAGAAAAUACAUUUUUGAAAAUAG